UAUUCAUCCGUAGCGAGCUCACAUCACAGCUGCUUCUUGUCGUAUAUGCUCUCGGCUUGCUCCUGAACAUCCGUGCAGUCUUCAGCUUCUUCCUUAUCCUGUCAUCAUGGCGUCCAAGCCGGCCACUCUGCAGGUGCGCCCUCGAGGCAAACCGAUCAAGUCACUGCCCGAGACUCUCGAAUUAGGCCCCAAUGCCACCGCUGCCGACAUUUACUCUGAACUUGCACAUCGAAGCAAUUUUCCCAUCCAUCAGUUGCGUGUCACCAAAGGAUCCGACGGCAGUGUCGUCCCCAAUGCAAAAGACACAACAGUCCAUGACACUGGCUUGCGAGAUCAAAGCACGAUAUAUGUCAAAGAUUUGGGAACACAAAUUGGAUGGCGAACAGUCUUCAUCAUCGAGUAUCUUGGACCGAUCAUAAUACAUCCUCUGUGGCUAGCCAUUCGACCAUACAUCUACCCCUCGGCGCCUAAGAAUGCAUCCCGAGUACAGACACUAUUAUGCUGGCUUAUCUGUCUGCAUUUUGUCAAGCGAGAGCUGGAGACACUGUUCGUUCAUCGAUUCUCGGCUGCCACUAUGCCGUUCAGGAACGUUUUCAAGAACAGUUUCCACUACUGGGCUCUUUCCGGAGCCCUGAUCGCAGCCUUCAUUUACUCACCAUCAUCUACGGCCGCACAAGAUCCGAAUCCUUUGUUCUUGUAUCCAGGAUUGGCUCUUUUCACCAUCGGAGAGCUUGGAAAUCUUCAGUCCCAUCUCACUCUAAUGGGGCUUCGGUCCUCGGGAGGAUCAGAACGCGGAAUACCCCAGGGUCCUUUCUUUAGCCUCGUCACCUGUCCAAACUACCUUUUCGAGGCCAUAUCAUGGAUCGGCGUAUAUCUUGUCAGCGGUCUGAGCUGGGGUGUUCUAAUUUUCACCAUCGUCAGUGUGGCCCAGAUGGCGCAAUGGGCAAAAAAGAAGGAGCGGAGGUAUCGCAAAGAAUUUGGUGACAAGUACAAGAAGAAGCGAUACACUAUGUUGCCGGGCAUAUGGUAGAAGGGGACGGUCUGGCUAGCUGGAUGAUAGCUUUUUAUGUUGCCGGGCAUAUGGUAGAAGGGGACGGUCUGGCUAGCUGGAUGAUAGCUUU
Molecule: messenger RNA, 1121 nt
Organism: Exophiala xenobiotica
Lineage: Eukaryota; Fungi; Ascomycota; Eurotiomycetes; Chaetothyriales; Herpotrichiellaceae
Exons: 2
Coding region: 107-1030 (307 amino acids)
Biological process (GO): very long-chain fatty acid biosynthetic process
Molecular function (GO): oxidoreductase activity, acting on the CH-CH group of donors
Source: RefSeq, a predicted model, not a curated record